Cygnus olor (mute swan) is the source of this 6292-nucleotide messenger RNA. RefSeq names its product IKAROS family zinc finger 1 (gene IKZF1). Gene Ontology annotation, molecular function: DNA-binding transcription factor activity; RNA polymerase II cis-regulatory region sequence-specific DNA binding. NCBI's taxonomy places the organism in Eukaryota, Metazoa, Chordata, Aves, Anseriformes, Anatidae. Gene Ontology annotation, biological process: regulation of transcription by RNA polymerase II. The coding region runs from base 1102 to 2628 and encodes 508 amino acids. The record is from RefSeq and is a predicted model, not a curated record. The transcript has 8 exons.
CAUCUCCGACCUGUCCCUUGCAAGUCACCCAGGUUACUCACACGCGUAGUUACCCACACGCUGAUGGGUUCUGUACCAUGAGAGCGCAGAUGAGGAUAGGAUGUGAGAAAGGAAGUAUUAUUGUCCUCUUCUCGCAGAUGAGGAACUGAGGCACGGCCAAAACGAGGGCCCGAUCCUGCACGGCCGCUAGCUGCGCUCAGCCUCCGAGCAUGUGAGCCGCUUCCCCCGGGCUCGCCGUGCCCCCCGAGCGCCCUGCAGGGUCUGCAUCGUGGCGCCCGGCUCUCGCACCGCUUUUCGGUGAGUUACUUCGGAUCCGGCGCCGGAGUCACUCCCCGCUGCCUCCCGCAGCCCCGACCCGGCCGGGGGGAGCGGGGACCCCAAAGGUGCCGGGGAGAAGUUGGUGGGAGGGUGAAGGAUGGGGGGUGGAGGCUGGGGCCCAGCGGUAGGCAGGUCCGUCCGUCCGUCCGUCUGUCCUCCCUCCCUCCCUCCGCUUUCCUUCCUUGCCUCCCCCAUCCCGGCUUUUUUUUUUUUUUUUUUUUUUUGGUUUAAAACGCCGUCGGGGAGCGGAGGCGCUGGCUCCGGGAGCGCUGCCUUCACGGAGCCGAGCGGAGGUGCCCCUGUUCCCAUCAUCUCCCAUCAUCUCCCAUCAUCUCCCACCAUCUCUCCAUCUCCCAUCAUCUCCCCAUCUCCAUCUCCCAUUAUCUCCCAUCAUCUCCCCAUCCUCUCCCUUCUCCCCGCCUUUCAGCCCCCGUGGCUCUGCUCCGGCAGCCUCAUCCCGGGGACCUGCCAAAUUAGCGGGGCGUUUCAGGGAAGCGCAGCUGCCGGGGGAGCCGCUGACUGCCACAAGUUUUGUCCCUUGUCACCCAGCCGAGGGGCUCCGCCGCGGGGUCCCCCCCCCACCCCCCCUCCCACCCCCCCCCACCUUCCAGCGGCUGCCCCGCUCUGCCGGCGCUGCUGGAGAAGAUGCGCGCAGGCACCCGGUGUGCGAGCCCUGUCCGCCGCGGCACUUGCUGCCGAGGAAACUUUUAAUUUUGCGCCUCAAGAGACGGACUGCUUCUUGGACUACUUUCCUGCCGCGGUCCAGAAGAUAACUUGAGGAAAAUGGAAACAGAUGAGGCUCAAGAUAUGUCCCAGGUUUCAGGAAAGGAAAGUCCUCCAAUUAGUGAUGUCCCAGAUGAUGCAGAUGAACCUAUGCCUGUACCAGAGGACCUUUCAACUAGUACUGGAGGACAACAGAGUGCUAAGAAUGAGAGAGUCUUGGCCGGUAAUAUUAAAAUAGAGACUCAGAGUGAUGAAGAGAAUGGGCGUGCCUGUGAAAUGAAUGGGGAAGAAUGUGCGGAGGAUUUACGAAUGCUUGAUACCUCGGGAGAGAAAAUGAAUGGCUCACACAAUGGCCCAGGCAGCAAGGCUAUGUCAGGAGUUGGAGGCAUUCGACUUCCUAACGGAAAGCUAAAAUGUGAUAUCUGUGGGAUAAUUUGCAUCGGUCCCAAUGUGCUCAUGGUUCACAAACGAAGCCACACUGGAGAACGCCCUUUCCAGUGCAAUCAGUGCGGGGCUUCUUUUACCCAGAAAGGCAACCUUCUGCGCCACAUAAAGUUGCACUCAGGCGAAAAGCCCUUCAAAUGUCACUUGUGUAACUAUGCCUGCCGACGCAGGGAUGCCCUCACAGGCCACCUGAGGACUCACUCGGUUGGCAAACCCCAUAAGUGUGGAUACUGCGGACGCAGCUAUAAGCAGCGCAGCUCUUUGGAAGAACAUAAAGAACGCUGUCAUAACUACCUUCAAACCAUGAGUAUCUCAAGCAACCUUUAUUCAGUCAUAAAAGAGGAAACUAACCAGAGUGAAAUGGCUGAAGACCUGUGCAAGAUAGGGUCAGAAAGAUCCCUCGUGCUGGAUAGACUAGCAAGUAACGUCGCCAAACGUGAGAAAUGUCUGUCUGAUCUUCCAUAUGAUGCCACCACCAACUAUGAGAAGGAGAAUGAGAUAAUGCAGACGCACGUCAUAGACCAGGCCAUUAACAAUGCCAUCAGCUACCUGGGGGCAGAGUCCUUGCGCCCCCUCGUCCAGACACCACCAGGUGGCUCUGAAGUGGUGCCCGUCAUCAGCCCCAUGUAUCAGCUCCACAAACCUCUUGGGGACAAUCAGGCUCGCUCCAACCACACAGCUCAGGACAGCGCAGUGGAAAACUUGUUGCUGCUUUCCAAAGCCAAAUCUGUCUCCUCUGAACGGGAUGCCUCUCCCAGCAACAGCUGCCAAGACUCAACAGAUACCGAGAGCAAUAACGAGGAACGCAGUGGUUUAAUUUACCUGACAAAUCACAUAGGUCCCCAUGCAAGAAAUGGCAUAUCCAUAAAAGAAGAAAGCAGGCAAUAUGAUGUCUUGAGGGCAGGUACUGACAAUUCCCAGGAUGCUUUCAAAGUGAUCAGCAGCAAUGGGGAGCAAGUGAAAGUUUACAAGUGCGAACACUGUCGAGUCCUUUUCUUGGAUCAUGUGAUGUACACAAUCCAUAUGGGCUGCCACGGGUUCCGUGAUCCUUUCGAGUGCAACAUGUGUGGCUACCACAGCCAGGACAGGUAUGAAUUCUCUUCCCACAUAACUCGAGGGGAGCACCGUUUCCACAUGAGUUAAAACUCCUCUGGCACAGAUCCAGCCUCGACAGCUGCGUUACUGGAGCUGCACGAGCAACAACAGCAACAAAGCACAAGUCUACUGGACAGCAAAAGGAACAAGAAAAUCCAAAAUCCAGAGAUCUUCUCCCACAAGAAAAGAUUUUUCUUUUGGUAGCAUGCAUUGCAACUCAGUUUUCUAAAGUGAAUAUUAAAGUUUUUACUGAAAGUAUUUGAUCACCAAAAACCUUUAGUAAUGUAAGUAGGAGCUUUUGUAGUCAGAUAGCUGAAAGCCCUUCCCUUAAGUGAUGCUUCUUGCAAACCUCCCUUGCCAAAACUGUUAACCACGUGCAGAAUGCACAACACGGAUGCGAACGUGACAGACAGGAACGGCCUAGUUUGCUCUCUUAACACCCUGAGCAUAGGGCUCUUCCACCAGAUGCAUAUUUUUUGACUUUCUGGUAUAAUUUGACUCAUUUGGAAAGAUUUUAAACUAAAGAUUGUAGGGGCCCAUCGCAGAUGACUUCGCAGACAGCUGGGGUGAGACUGGAACCCAGCCAGAGGGUCCAGGGUUACUUUGGCAGUAAGAUGUAGAGUAUUUCCACCUGCAAGGGUGCUUCUGGGAUUGACAUCAUGGCAUGCCUGGUUUGUGUCUCUAGGCAGGCGAGCAGGUGUGUGACAGAUAUAAGGAACACCCCUGUAAUAUACUCUGUGAAGUAUGGAUUGCAUUUAAUGUAUAGAAAAGAGUAUUGAUGGCUCUUCUUUAAAUAAAUGUUUUCUCUCCCUAUCCAAUAAAACCCCACUUUUCGUUAAGAAGCCCCUCCUCUUGCUGCAUAAACAAGUUACAGUGUAUUUAAUUUUUCUUUCUCUUUUAAGUUUUAGUUAUUUAGAGAAGUAUGAUGUACAGUUGAGAAAAGCACUAGCUAGAAAUAUGUGUGGCGAAAGUCUCCUUAUGCACAUUUCUGAUCUUUUUACACUGCCUGGAAAAUACCCAAAUAUCCCUAUAUUUUAUCUGUGAGAAAUUCCCACUCUGCUUCCACAGAAGAUGACCUCUUGUAGAUUUUGUGGCUCUACUUGUGUUGCACUUAAUUACUUGUAAAACACCGAGCUGAAUUAAACCAGCCAGUUAAAAUUUGUAGCCUUCUCCCUCUUUCCUUAUACUUGCUAUUUAACGAGGGACCAAUCCCUCGAAGGUGGGUCCCUUUGCAAAGGUGCUGAGCACCUUGGCUUCCUAUUCAACAAAACACUUACUGUUUAAGUUACUUUUACUUCAGCAGAGCUAAUUUUAAGGUUAAAAAAGGUUAAAAAAGGUUAAAAAAAUUGUGUUUUGCUGAAUAGAGACCAGAGAAUGCAGCACUUUGCAGAGUGCAGUAAAAUCUGUCAAGAGCUUUCUCCAUGGCAGCUUCUGCUGCAGAUAUUGUAACUUCAGUUAGAAUAAAAACUUCCAUGACACAUACUUUUUAUACCCAAACACAGCUGAUAUAAAAAAGUAUUUCUUAAAAACUUCUUCUUAACUUCCUCUUCCAAAUAGUUCAUUCCUCUCCCUGAAAUAUUGGUCUAAAAAGAAAUCUUUGCAGCUGCACAAAAAACUCUCAUUGUUGCUGCAGCAUUUCCUGGGCAGCAUUCAUAAAAACAAGCUACCCAAUUACCUUAAUGCAUAAAUACUUUCACUUGGAAUAACAAAUGGAUAUUCUCCAAUAAACAAGAUCAUAUAUCCAACAAGGCCAGCGGUCUUGUAAUACAGUUACAUGUUCUCCAUCCCCUAGUGCAUGCAAGGACAGAUAUGUGUUUUAAAAGAGAUUUGAGGGAACCACGAACGCUUGUACCUAGGGCAAUUUGGCCUGGUAGGCGUAGUUAUAUUUAAUGCACAGUUCUAGUACAGACACCCAGUUCCUUCUUCUGCUUUCACUUUUGCAGGUGUAAGCCAGGAGCAACAACACGGAAGUCAGAGGAAAGAUACUGAUGCGAAUUAUAAAACUGUGCAGAAUAGAAUAUUUUACACUCUUACCUGUCUUAGCUUUUCAUGCCACUGGCAGGACACUUACUUGAUAGAAGGUGUGUGCACAGCAGUGCUUUUAACCCGUAAGUGCAUGCGGGCGUGCAUGGUGAGUAGCUUUGUCACCAGAUGCCUUGCAUGCUUGUCCACAGGCUGCUCCGUGUACCUACAUCAGUGAAAACAGAUCAUUAACACACACCAGGUAGGACAGAGCACACCGAGUGGCCAGAGACCCCCCCAGACAUUGGUACAACACGUGACAGACCCAGAGCUGAGCUCCUCCUGCUCCCCCAUUUUAGCUCCGUUGCCUUAUGGGACUGCAGUUACAGUUUGGUCAGCGAUGUCUGUUACGUAUUGAGCUUCAGGACAGUAUGUGGCAGUGAGGCAGUACCACUUUGUAUAGGGAUGACCUGGAGGAGACCUUCAAGGGAGGAGCUUACAGUUUUGUUUGGUUGUUCUAAAUAAAGUUUAAGCGGGUUCAUUUUUUCAUAGUUGGUAGGAAUACAUUCACCUGUCCUUACCCCUCUCAACUUUCAAUUGAUUCAGACCAAGAAGGGACAAAGUAGUUUCUUGGCCCCUUUUCAAUGUCAUUUGUGUAGUCAUUCUUCUUUUAUUACUCUACCACCACUUUUCCACUGUUCUUAGAUUUAGGUCUCUAUACACCUCAUGCUAUAAUCUUUUUUUAAUGCUCCAUUUUAAGACGCACCAGGCUAAAAAAUAGGGGAUGGGGGUGGCAAAAGCAUACUCAGGUGAUUUUGUUUCUUUGUUUUUAUAAAAAUACAAUACAAAUAAAGCCACAUUCUUCAACCUUGUAAGCAAGCAUAGUUCCAGUUGAGUUCAAAACUGCCUCAGACUCCGCUUUUAAAUACAAUUUAUGAUUUCUGGCUAGGUUCACUGCCUUUGCAACAUUUGUGUGCGCACACGUAUGACUUGCUGUGUCGCUUUUCUUCUCAACAUGCACAUGCCCUAACAAAAGUUUUGUGUAUCAUAAAUAUUUUAUAUACAUAUAUAAGUGUAUAUAUAUGUAUAUAUAUAUACAUCUAAAAUGGUUUGUAUCACAUGAUGAUGCACUGUCAAUCACAGUGGGUUUGUUUCCUGGGUCUGGAGUUCCCUUAUUUAUACUAUCACAGAAUAUGUUGAUGUUGUAUAUUAAACAGUACAGUGGUAUAAGUAAUAUUAAGAUACAGUGUAUCAGAGGGCGUAGUCAAAAGGCAGGAGCAAACAGCAUUCCCUUUCAUGAAGGGGCUUUUGGGGGUUGUUUUUUGUUCGGAUUUUGCACAAAAUCACCUUCCAUUUGUUCAGAACCAAGUGUUUCAAUAAUUUUAUUGUGAACAUGCAGGGAAGGCAUGAAAGUAGGAUGUUGUGUGUGUACAUCUAAACAAACUGUGCCCUCAGAAAACUAGUUUAGCAUAAUCUUCCUUUUCUCUCCUUUGCUAUGGUGCAAUAGCCUAAGAUGGUUUAGAUGAACCCUAAAAAAAUAAACAUGGUGAAUGGCUUUAAGUUUACACCUGUUUGAAAAAAAAGGUGAAAAAGAACGGCUUCCCAGCACUCCCCAGGCACUGCCUUUUCCAACAGAAACAUUGUAUUUACACACUUCUUUUCUGUGAUUUUCUAUUGUAACUUUGUUUUCCUUUGAGAACGUUGUAUUUAAAAAAAAAAAAAAAAAAGGGCAAAUUUCAUAAAAAUUGGA